UAGACUUAAUGAAUAAGAUGCUAAAAAAAAUGAUCAAAAAAUUCCACCGGGAACCGCCCAAAUGGCGUCGGCCGGACAGAACCUCCUAUAUAAGGCUGGACAGAAUUCAGCUUAAAUUGAGUUGUGCCUGAUAAAAAAAGAGUUGAGUUCAAACUCUAAUCGAAUUUCAAAAGAGUCGAAAAUAUAUAUAACUUCACUAGAGUUUGAGUUUGGAAAAAAUGGCUCUAAUAUUACUAGAGACCUUUUGAUUUCCUAAUAUAAGACCUUAUUGUUUAUAUCCCAAAAUACUACCUUAUUUAAUUAAAACGGUCAUUUUUACCCGGUCAGUCGAUGACCCACGCCUAAAUUAUAGUUUCAAUUCUCCCUCCUCAUUAACGUCUUUCCCAGUGAACUACACUCCUACUUGGUAACUGCAUCUCUCUUUAUUUUAGAUUUUUUUUCCAUUUCUGUUGCAUCAUUCCACUCUCCACCCGCAGCCGGUUGUCUCUCGUGAAUGAAAUGUCACCGCCUUCUACCUCUCGUCGCCGUUCCGGUGUUGAAGCCUCAUGCAAUUAGGUUCAUACUUAUUUUGCUUGCAGCUAACAUUGACAGUGACUUUGUCUCCACCCCUCCUACCUCUUCAUCUAAUGUUCCACUUAAUAGAGCUGUCAAGAAACAGAUUGUCAAUAAGGACACUACCAGGAGAGUUAACACCUUUUCUAGAUUGUAUGAGGUCAUAAAUCUUGUUCGAUCAAAACUACUCCCUAAGCAAUUAGAACUUUUUAGUACUACAGUUUUUGGGAAGUUCUUAGAUGCCAAGGAAAUGCAAUGUUCCGGUCAGCUAUUGCAUUUUCUUAUUGGAAACCUCGUUAAACAUGGAAGCGAUGAUACUGUGGUAGGCGGCGUUUUGUACUUUGAUAUUGAGGACAGGUUGGUAUCAUUCACCAUUUCUGACUUGGGUCAUAUUCUGGGGUUGAAUGUGUCCGAUAAGGUCCCUUCUUAUCAGAAUCUAGUCACUGAUAGGGGUCGUGUUUGGCAGAAGUACUUUCCUUCUUGUGCAACUAGAGUCAAACGUAAAGAUAUUAAAAAAGUGUUCAAAGCUAUCGAGAGGGGCAAGGAAGACGAUAAUGAUAUUGUUAGCUUGUCCCUGUUAUAUGUUUUAUCCCAUUCAUUUUUAGCCGCGGAAGAAAAGGUUGCUGUCAACAGUAUACACAUUAACCUUGUAGAUGACAUUGACAAGUUUAAUGCUUAUCCAUGGGGACGCGUGAUUUGGGAGAACAUGGUAGCCAAAGGCUACUGUCAAGAAGAAGGAAUAGAUUUUGAUAAAACUUUUGCUCCUGUUGCCAGACUUGAAGCAAUAAGAAUAUUCCUUGCUUAUGCUGCCUAUAAGCAAUUCACAGUCUAUCAAAUGGAUGUGAAAAGUGCCUUCCUAAAUGGUCUACUAGAAGAGGAGGUCUAUGUGGAGCAACCUCCUGGAUUUGAAAUCAACAGAGAGAAAGAUCAAGUAUUCAAACUAAAGAAGGCUCUCUAUGGACUCAAACAAGCUCCAAGAGCAUGGUAUGACACUCUCUCUCAAUACUUAGUGAACAACGGUUUCACUAAAGGCAAAGUAGAUAAAACUCUGUUCAAAAGUGAAGAAGGUCCACACAUACUGUUUGUCCAAAUUUAUGUGGAUGACAUAAUCUUUGGAAGCUCAAAGCAGGCAUUAUGUAAGAAAUUUUCAACUCUCAUGCAAAACAAGUUUGAAAUGAGCAUGAUGGGAGAGUUGAACUAUUUCCUAGGACUACAAGUGAAGCAGACUCCACAAGGUAUCUUCAUCAACCAAGCAAAAUACACAAGAGAUCUCAUGAAGAAAUUCAAAAUUGAGAACAAGUCUAUUGUAAAGAUCCCCAUGAACACCUCUCAAGGACUGACUCCAGAUGAAGAUGGCAAAGCCACUGAUCCUACACUCUAUAGAGGUCUGAUUGGCUCUCUGUGAUACUUUUGUAAUUUCCGUGUGUUUAUUUACGUUUUUAGUUAGUUUUGGUUGUUUAGUAUUUCGGAAAUUACACACUUUCGGUGUAAUAGUUUAGUUUGUUAAAUUCUUGUAAAUUGUUUAGAUUAGGUUUAUUCUGAGCUUAAACAGGUCCAAGAUCAAUCAAAUGAUCAUUGGUGAAGGAAGGUGCAAAAGUACAAGACAAAAAGAAGGAAAGUUCCUGAUUUUGACCUGUACUCGGUCGAGUACACCUUAUACUCGAUCGAGUACCAAUACUGAUUUUCAAGGAUUUGAUCCGGGAACAAAGGAACAUGCAGGAGAAGAUUUUCCCACGAUCAAGUGUCUAUACCCGAUCGGGUACACCGACAUACUCGAUCGGGUAUAGCUAUAAAUUAUACCCGAAUAUCGAUCGAGUAUGGAUCGAAUUCGAAGUUUUACACAUACUCGAUCGAGUAUAUGUACAUACUCGAUCGAGUACUCGACCUGCACCUCAAAAAGCCUAUAAAUACACCUCCUUUCCUUCACUUUUAGAUUACCAAUUCCUAUAUACUCUUAAGCUCAGUUUAGAAUAGAAUUUCUCUAUAUUUCUUUUAGCAUGUUUAGUCUCCAAAUGAGGAGCUAAACUUCCAUAUCUUGGUUUGCUACUUUGAAGCUUAAUGAAUUUGUAAGUUG
Cuscuta epithymum is the source of this 2626-nucleotide messenger RNA. Lineage: Eukaryota; Viridiplantae; Streptophyta; Magnoliopsida; Solanales; Convolvulaceae. The record is from the annotation of a GenBank genome assembly.